AUGGCCUUAUCAUCCAAACCCUAUACUCUCUCUUUCACAAUCUGUAUCAUCUUCUUUAUAUUUUACGCCAAGGCAACCAAACUUGGUUUCACAGUGGACCUCAUUCACCGUGAUUCCCCACUUUCUCCUUUGUUCGAUAACUCCACAACACGAUUCCAGAAAAUUCACAACGCUUUACGUCGAUCCACCAAGCGUUUGAAUCAUUUCUUCCCCGGUAAUAACAAUAAUCCUACUGCAGAAACCAACCAAGAAGACGAUCCUCUAUCUGAACUUACUACCAGUGAAGGUGAAUACUUAAUGGCAUAUUCACUAGGAAACCCAGAAUUUCAAACUCGGGCUUUCAUUGACACAGGCAGUGAUCUUCUCUGGUUACAGUGUUUUCCCUGUAAAUCUUGUUACCCACAGAACACUCCUAAAUUGGAACCCUUACUUUCUUCCACUCAUAUAAACGUGGAUUGCAAUUCACAAAGAUGCAAAUCUGCCGGCGAAUCAGUGACCAGACGUUCCUGUGAUGGCUCUAAUAUGUGCCAAUAUGAACAAAUAUAUGGAGGUGGGUCUUUUUCAGCGGGAAGUAUCAGAUCUGACACACUCACACUUGGAUCUUCAAGUGGUGGGAAAGUGAAGUUUCCUAGGUUCAUAUUUGGAUGUGGGCAUAAUAAUAGUAAGUUUUCUCGUGGGACUUCUGGUGUUGUUGGUCUUGGAAGAGGUCCGUUAUCGUUAGCCUCACAGUUAAGUAAUUCCAUUGAAGGAAGAUUCUCGUACUGUUUGGUUCCUUCGUUUGAGGCUUCUCCUGGUAAACUGAAAUUUGGUGAGAAUGCUGUCGUUUCUGGAUCUGAUGUUGUCUCUACUCCUAUGGUCUCAAAAUCGCCACCAAAUUACUAUUACCUCACGUUGGAAGCAAUGAGUGUGGGAAACAAGAGAAUAGGGUUGACACCAGUGGUGGAGGGCAAUGUAAUCAUAGAUUCUGGGACAACAUUGACAUUCUUGCCACAAUAUUUCUACAACAAAUUGGAAGCAGAGGUUUCAGCAGUGAUGGACCGAACAGCAAAGCGUGUUAAGGACCCAUUUGGUAAGUUAAAGCUUUGUUAUGAGACACGAGGGGCUGAGGACAUUGGAGCUCCCGCCAUUACUGUUCAUUUCAAGGGUGCAGAUGUGAAGUUAUUUGAACUCAACACAUUCAUUUUGGUGGAAGAGGAAGUGGAAUGCUUUGCUUUCAUGGGUGCUUCUUCCGGACCAUUUGUUUUUGGGAACUUGGCUCAGUUGAAUUGGUUGGUGGGUUAUGAUCUUGAGGAGGCUCUUGUUUCCUUCAAGCCUGCAGAUUGUACCAAGCUCUAA
This is a messenger RNA of Neltuma alba, 1335 nucleotides long. RefSeq names its product aspartic proteinase CDR1-like. The coding region runs from base 1 to 1335 and encodes 444 amino acids. Lineage: Eukaryota; Viridiplantae; Streptophyta; Magnoliopsida; Fabales; Fabaceae. Gene Ontology annotation, molecular function: aspartic-type endopeptidase activity. Gene Ontology annotation, biological process: proteolysis. Gene Ontology annotation, cellular component: extracellular region. The record is from RefSeq and is a predicted model, not a curated record. The transcript is spliced from 2 exons.